Molecule: messenger RNA, 2605 nt
Organism: Meriones unguiculatus (Mongolian gerbil)
Lineage: Eukaryota; Metazoa; Chordata; Mammalia; Rodentia; Muridae
Gene: Serpinb5
Product: serpin family B member 5
Exons: 7
Coding region: 118-1245 (375 amino acids)
Biological process (GO): negative regulation of endopeptidase activity
Molecular function (GO): serine-type endopeptidase inhibitor activity
Source: RefSeq, a predicted model, not a curated record
GGCCUAGGUGUGGCCACAGGUGAGCCCCACGGAGCACAGCUUUCACUGCCACUCGGUGCUGGCCUUUUUGACACAUUGCAGCGCCUUUUCCGGGAUACCUGCAACUCAAGGCCUACGAUGGACGCUCUAAGGCUGGCAAAUUCAGCUUUUGCUGUUGACUUCUUCAAACAACUAGCCGAAAAGGAGCCAGCAGGAAAUGUUCUCUUUUCUCCAAUAUGCCUCUCCACUUCCCUCUCGCUUGCUCAAGUAGGUGCCAAAGGCAACACAGCAAAUGAAAUUUCACAGGUCCUUCAUUUUGAGAAUGUCAAAGAUGUACCCUUUGGAUUCCAAACAGUCACUUCUGAUGUUAACAAGCUCAGUUCCUUUUACUCUUUGAAACUAAUCAAGCGACUCUACGUGGACAAAUCUCUGAACCCUUCUACAGAAUUUAUCAGUUCUACAAAAAGACCAUACGCAAAUGAAUUGGAAACUGUUGACUUCAAAGAUAAACUGGAAGAAACGAAAGGUCAAAUUAACAGCUCCAUUAAGGAGCUCACAGAUGGCCACUUUGAGAACAUUUUAUCAGAGAACAAUAUAAGUGACCAGACGAAAAUCCUUGUGGUCAACGCCGCCUACUUUGUUGGAAAGUGGAUGAAGAAAUUUCCUGAGUCAGAAACAAAAGAAUGUCCGUUCAGAGUCAACAAGACAGAUACCAAACCAGUACAGAUGAUGAAUCUCGAGGCUACAUUCUGUUUGGGCAACAUUGAUGACAUCAACUCUAAGAUCAUAGAGCUUCCUUUCCAGAACAAGCACCUCAGCAUGCUCAUCGUGCUCCCCAAGGAUGUGGAGGAUGAGUCCACGGGCCUGGAGAAGAUUGAAAAGCAACUCAGUCCUGACACGCUGUUGCAGUGGACCAAUCCCAGCACCAUGGCCAACGCCAAAGUCAAGCUCUCGCUCCCCAAGUUCAAGGUGGAAAAGACCAUUGAUCCCAAGGCUAGUCUCGAAAGCCUCGGGCUAAAAAAUCUCUUCGAUGAAAACACAUCUGAUUUCUCUGGAAUGUCAGAGACCAAGGGAGUGUCCCUAUCAAAUGUGAUUCACAGAGUGUGCCUAGAAAUAACUGAAGAUGGUGGAGAGUCCAUCGAGGUGCCAGGAUCCCGAAUCUUACAGCACAAGGAUGAAUUCAAUGCCGACCACCCAUUUAUUUAUCUCAUUAGACACAACAAAACACGAAACAUCAUUUUCUUUGGCAAAUUCUGUUCUCCUUAAGUGGCAGGGCCUUGCCAAGUCUCAGGUAACUUGUCUGUAGUUGCAUAUCUCUGUCAACUUUUUAUCCAGACAAUCACUUUCUAAACAAUAAAUUGUUAAUUUUGCUGAAUCAGGAAGCCGUUGAUACUUGUCAUCUGUAGCCUUCACACUAACAGACACUUCUUUUCCAAUCCCUCUUUGUUUUCUUUUGUCAAAACAAAUAGCACAUACUUGCAAUGAAAGGGAGCCACAUUAGAAAAUAUGUGUUCUUUAUUUGUCAAAGCAUCUAGAGCUAUGGACAAAAAUGCAGUCUUCAAGAGAGGAAUUCCUGAAAAGUUGAUGUGGAGGACAUUAUUCUCAGGACUUUGCCUUCACUGAGAUAAAGAAUGUCAUAGACACUUUUACUCUUUUAAAGCUUUAAUGCACUCUAGAGUAUAAGGCCCACAAAAUUACCCUUUUCCAGUGAAAUUUGUGUACAUGGCACAAUGCUGUAAGUCCACAUGUCUUCAUGUUAAACCCUGAGAAGCAGUUUAUUUUUUUUUUUAUUUUUUUUUAUUUUCAAGAUCUUAAGGGGAGACGUUAGAAAGAUGACACGUUGUAAAUACUAUAUAUUAAAAACUCCACAUAUAGGUUCUGGAAUAUGACCCUAUAAGUCAAAACCUUAGUAUUUCUUCCAUAAAUAUAGAUUAUUCACACAAAAUGGGUACAUAAAGAUAGUUCACAAGUAAUCAAAUUUUUCUGAAAAAUGAGAAAUUUGUCAGUUUAUGGAAACAAUUUGCAGAACAUUCUCACUCUUGGAGUGUUGAAUAAAGAAUUUUGGGCCUAUUUUAACUGAAGACCAGGACCCUAGGGGAAAGCUCAGCUUUUACAGAAAUUGGUUUUCAUAUUUUUCCUGGCAGUUCUACCUGGUCAUUUGGGUGAUGCUGUUGCUGGCAGGGCUUCUAACCAGAUCACAAGGUUCCUAACACCUCCAACACCAACAACUUAACAUCUAUAGGGAUUCUCGUGAUGAUAAGAGUUUUGUGGUCGUUGAAGGACCUUUUCUCGUUGUCUAAUGUAACAGUGGGAAAGGGAAGGAUCCCAAACCUUCAGAAAACACAAACAAAACUAUUUCAGCACCUACAAUGCUUCAGCAUAUGGUUUUUUUUCCGUAUAAAAAUCUAGCUUUUUCAGGUAGCAGUUUGUAAUUUACACAAAUAACUUAUAAAAUGGUUCUGAUAAGUUAGCUAUGUUGCAACAACCCAAUUUUUAAAUUCACUACCAAAAAGGAAGUAUUUGUGGAAGCUUUUCUUAUAUGUCUCCCCUUAUCAAAUUUCUUGCCAUUUAUUGUAAAUAAGGUUCUUUUUCUUCCAAAGGUUCAAUGGUGACCUUUUUCUGUGCU